GGGAGAGCCCAACUCAGAGGAACCCGGCGAAGGGAGACCAUCAUGCGACACAACUUGGGUACUGUACAGGGUAAGGUGGUAAGAGAAUGACGACGUCUCAAGUAGGCAGAGCUGAUCGUGACAAAGGCCGUGAAGCUGUCGAUGACGUCCAUGAUGAGAAGUCCGGAAUGCCGUCGAGAAAGAGCCGCAAUGUCGACGAGCUCAAGUACUCGGGCAACUUCACACAGAAGUUGAUCGGGCUAGAUGUUGUAUCAGAACCGACGGCCUGGAGAAUGCGGCAUGGGCCAAAGAAGCGAUAUCGGAACUUGCAAAGCGUGUCCACUUCGAGCUAAACAGCUGGUAAAGUGCGGGUCACGAUCAAAUAUGAUGCUCAGGGGAAAGCCGUGGUUACGCACGACGUGGUCAAACACGAUGUCGGCGACCUCAUGUGCACUAAUGGCAUAGCGCUUGGCGUAGAAGCCAUGUCUGAGCAAGCAGUCAAGGACGUCACGGAGGUGUUUGAGAUGCUCCUCAAGGGUAUGACUAUAAACCAGGAUAUCGUCGAGAUAGACGAGAACGUACUGCUCCAGAAUGUCCCUGAAGAUGUCGUUCAUAGCCGUCUGGAAGUUUUGGAGCAGCAUGACGGCACAGACUGGCAUCCGGUCGAGUACUUCAGCCAAAAGGUGCCGCCCAUCAAUUCACUUGAUGAUGCGACGAAGAAGGAACUGCUAGCUUUUGUCACUGUACUUGAGCAUUGGCGUCACUUUCUCCUCAGGCGUCGGCGAUUCACGUGGGCAACGGACAAUAAUCCGUUGACGUAUUACAAGACGCAAGACACGGUGAGCAGCACGAUCGGUCGGUGGAUGUACUUCAUUGACCAGUUCGACUUCACCUCCAAGCACAUUCCGGGCUCCUCGAACAAGGUAGCGGAUGCUCUCUCGCGAAGACCUGAUCUUUGCGCCUUGGUGCACUCCACAUUCGGCCUUGACGAGAACCUGCAACAGCAUUUCGUAAACGGCUACAAGUCGGCUCCGGGAUUCUCCACACUCUAUGCGGACUUAUCAUCGGAUCAACCGCCGACAAGCAAUUAUCGCGUUGUCGACGGCUACUUGCUUCUCCAUACACGAGGCAAGGACUUGUUGUGUGUGCCCCAAGACUGCAUCUUGCGCACUCCCCUCCUUGGCGAAUACCACGAUUCGCGGUUGGCGGGACACCUUGGCGUCGCACGCACACUUGCACGACUCCGCCAGCGAUUCCACUGGUCGGACAUCAUCAGCGACGUCAACCGGUACAUUCAGUCAUGUGCAGUUUGCCACCGGAACAAAGGGCGCCAUCAGCUCCCGUACGGCGAACUGAAACUAUUGUCGAUUCCUCGGGAACCAGGUCUUUCCAUUGCAAUGGAUGUGACUGGUCCUUUUCCUCGUUAUCGCCUUGGCCAUGAUGGUAUUCUCACGGUCGUUGACCGUCUGAGCAAGUACGCUCGAUUUCUUCCAUGCAAGUAUCAUGCGAUGGCUCCUGAGCUCGCACGACUUUUGCAUACCGGCUAAUUUUGCAGCCACGGCAUUCCAGAAG
This is a messenger RNA of Chara braunii, 1551 nucleotides long. The record is from the annotation of a GenBank genome assembly. Lineage: Eukaryota; Viridiplantae; Streptophyta; Charophyceae; Charales; Characeae.